Messenger RNA from Panthera uncia (snow leopard), 7129 nucleotides. RefSeq names its product mitogen-activated protein kinase binding protein 1 (gene MAPKBP1). NCBI's taxonomy places the organism in Eukaryota, Metazoa, Chordata, Mammalia, Carnivora, Felidae. The record is from RefSeq and is a predicted model, not a curated record. Bases 2729 to 7129 code for a protein of 1466 amino acids. Gene Ontology annotation, molecular function: protein binding. The transcript has 30 exons.
GUGAAAUACUUAAUAUAAGGGUCAACUGCAUUUGGAGGGUGGGUUGGGAAUUAUUUGGAGAAAAGGGAAGAAUGGUUUUAUUCACACUGGACUUGGGACUGCUAUUUUCUGAGGAAUUAAUUAAGCAUGGGAACAGUCUAGAUCCUAUUCCCAUAUUGUCUAUUCAGAAGCUGCAGGGUACCUAGACAAUAAAUGUACUAAAUGGUGAAGAAUUGAUAAUAUGUGGUUUUGGCCUUAGACCGGGAGUACCCAGAUUCUAGACUUAGAAUAUCUCAUUACACUGUUCUCAGUUUUAUCACCUUGAUCAUUUUAGACAAUGAAAUUAGCUUGGAUUUGCCUCUACAAUUUGAGCUUCAGAUGAGAGUAAUUUGGGGGACAUUUUCUCUAAGGGGGUAAACCAGGGUACCUUUGGACAGGAAAUGACCAAUGACGCUUUGUAAGCCCAUUCACCUGGCCACAAGUGGUAAGUGAGAAAACCAAUAGUGGACACAAAAAUUGGUCCACAAAAAUUGGAGAGAAUUAGGGAGACUCUUGAGUGUGGAGGCAGCAGUUGGUGGGGCAUGUAGCACACAAGUAAGGACAGCAGGUGGCACUAUUUAUUAGUGUUACAUUGGCUGCUACCCCCUCGGAGGUAAAAGUAGCAAGAAAUUUAAAGAACCAACUCCCCAUUUAAUACUCUUGGUGGCUGACCCUUGCUUCUUCAGAUUUGAGAAGUAAAUGUGAAAAUCCCAUUUUGUGUGUAGUGGAAGGGUAGGAAACCUCAUGCCAUCUAGGUGCUUUUCCUGAUUUUUGUUUCAACUUGUGAGCUUUGCAGAUCUCAUUUUUAAGUACAUGGCUACCAUACACACAAGCGCAUACCUCUGCCAAAUGGCUAUACAAGGAAUGGGUUUAGGGGUUCUAAUCCUUUUGCUGACAUGUCAUCUCCCCUAGGGGUUCCAAAGAUUUGGAUAGGGUGAGACAUAUCCAUGUACGGUUUCUCUGGGGCCCAAGUCUUUUGGCUCACAUUAACCUUUCCAUAGGUAAUUUCUUGAAGUAGCAAUGAGGCCAAAAGGCUUCUAGGAAAUAAACUCAGGUUGAGACACCUAUGGAAUAAUAUGAGUGUUUCUGUGCGCGCGCCACUCUGCACCCCCAGGAUGAGCUCGAAAAAAUAUAUCACUAAAUAUAGCGCCAACAAGCUUGACCGUGACCUCGCCAAAGCAACAGUACUAGGGAAAAGGAGCAAAUCUUGACAUGAACAAAUAAAAGAUCUGGAGCAAGAAAGUCUGUUAACUCCCGGUGAGAGAGCGUGGUGAGACAUUGGAGCCUAAAGGAAACAUUAUUUCACAGGCACAUUCACUUGUCUCUCCCUUCCCUCGCACACCUGAAGCUCAGUUCAUGGCUGUCAUCUCCCGCCCCCUUUUCUAUCAUGGCCAAUCAGAUUGCCCAGUUCAAAACACUUCUUAGCGAUCUUAAGAGCUAUUCAGGAGUCAUUUGCACGCGGGUCUACGCGCCGGAAGGCGGUGAGCAGAAACGAUUCUAACCGCUUUAAAUCCCAGCACUUGGGGUUGAUGGGAGCAGACCCUUAAAGCUGUACCUCAAUCUUGUAAUUUUGAGCAAGGAGUUGGUUUUGGCUAAGGUCUCUCGGGCUUCUCAAAUGCCAACCGCAGCACCAUGGGGGCGUGGUUAAUGUCUUGUUGGGACUCAGGGAAGUGCAGUUCUCUGGAGGACGAGGCCUGAUAAUACCAUAAAAGGCUGGUUGUCUCACUUCUGAAGGCACGUUCGUUGACCUUCCUUUAGGAGCGAUACCCGCCGAUUGCCCUGUGCGGAACCCUUAGUUCUCGAGUCUUGUCUCUGCUUCCUAGCUUCAUUGGCUCCGCCUCCAUAAGCCUUACUGGUCCACUCUCAGAACGCCCUCCUGGAUACAGACCGCACCCCCUCGCCUCGACUCCGCCUCACCAGCCUGUAGCUUGGCCCAGGCGGUAGUUCGCGUUUUGAGCCGUUCGUGCCACCAUAGCUGCUGCUGCUGCUGCCGCCGCGGAGCUGAAAUCGCCGAGCGCGAUGCCUGAGGGCGCUGUGAGCGGGGUGGCCCCCGCGCCCUGGGGCUGGUGAGGCUGGGCCCGAGCGGGGGCGCUGGCGAGUAGCUGGGGCUGCUGAGGGAAGUGAAAGAGAAGGGUCCAGUCUCCUGCGGAGGGCCAAGGGUCGGGGUGGGGGAGGGAGGCUCCCGUGGCAGAACCGGUUGCCGGGCCACAGCGAGCCCCGCAGCGCCGAGUGUCCCCACGGCCGCCAGCUCAGGUGUCCAAAGCCCCCGGCGGGACUCCUUAGUGGCCUAGGGGACCUCCUUCUUUAGACACCGCAGUUGCCAUGGGAACAGUUGGGCAUUAACGGGGACCAGACCAACCACCAGCCCUGCUAGGGCCAAUCCCAUCCCUCCGGCUAAACGCCUUUGGCAGGCGUGGGCCUGACAUUUCUUUGCAGCUCAGGCUUGCCCCCCCCCACCCCCCCUUUUUCAUGGGUUUGUCCUUCAGAUGUAACAAACAGCGCGGUGCUAGAAGGCAGGUAUGAGAAAGAGGGAGAGGGUAAUACCUAGAGAUAAUAGCUGCAGACACGACUAGGCAGAAGGUAAGGUGGCCUCUGCCAUCUCAGGUCAGUGGGAGGGCAUACUGGAAGGACCUGUGGAGUGGGAAGGCAGUGCUGCUUUUGAGACAAGUCCCAAGAUUGGGCCAGGAACUGUCCCCUGGGGCUCCUCAUCAUGAUGGCUGUGGAAGGGUCAACCAUUACCAGCCGGAUCAAGAACCUACUUCGAUCCCCAUCCAUCAAAUUACGCAGGAGUAAGGCAGGAAACCGGCGAGAAGACCUCAGCUCCAAGGUGACCUUGGAGAAGGUGCUUGGAAUAACAGUGUCUGGAGGCAGAGGACUUGCCUGCGAUCCCCGAUCCGGUUUAGUUGCCUACCCAGCUGGGUGUGUGGUCGUGCUGUUCAAUCCCCGGAAACACAAACAGCACCACAUCCUCAACAGUUCCAGGAAAACCAUCACUGCCCUGGCCUUCUCUCCUGAUGGCAAGUACCUGGUCACUGGAGAGAGUGGGCACAUGCCUGCCGUCCGGGUUUGGGACGUGGCUGAGCAUAGCCAGGUGGCGGAGCUGCAGGAGCAUAAAUAUGGCGUGGCUUGUGUGGCCUUCUCCCCUAGCGCCAAGUACAUUGUCUCCGUGGGCUACCAGCAUGACAUGAUUGUCAAUGUCUGGGCCUGGAAGAAAAACAUUGUGGUGGCCUCCAAUAAGGUGUCCAGUCGGGUGACAGCAGUGUCCUUCUCUGAAGAUUGUAGCUACUUUGUCACUGCAGGCAACCGGCACAUCAAAUUCUGGUACCUCGAUGACAGUAAGACCUCAAAGGUGAACGCCACUGUGCCCCUGCUGGGCCGCUCAGGGCUGCUGGGGGAGCUGCGAAACAACCUGUUCACUGAUGUGGCCUGUGGCCGAGGGAAGAAGGCCGACAGCACCUUUUGCAUCACGUCCUCAGGCCUGCUGUGCGAGUUCAGCGAUCGGAGGCUUUUGGAUAAGUGGGUGGAGCUGAGAACUACUGUGGCCCACUGCAUCUCUGUGAGCCAAGACUACAUCUUCUGUGGCUGUGCUGAUGGCACCGUGCGCCUCUUCAACCCCUCUAACCUGCACUUUCUCAGCACGCUGCCCCGGCCCCACGCCCUGGGAACAGACAUUGCCAGCGUCACUGAGGCCAGUCGCCUCUUCUCUGGAGUGGCCAAUGCCAGGUAUCCAGACACCAUUGCCUUGACUUUUGAUCCUACUAAUCAGUGGCUGUCUUGUGUAUACAACGACCACAGCAUUUAUGUUUGGGAUGUGAGGGACCCCAAGAAAGUGGGCAAGGUGUACUCAGCUCUGUAUCAUUCCUCCUGCGUCUGGAGUGUGGAGGUCUACCCUGAAGUGAAGGACAGUAACCAGGCCUGCCUGCCCCCAAGUUCCUUUAUCACCUGUUCCUCAGACAAUACCAUCCGCCUGUGGAACACAGAGAGCUCCGGGGUACACGGCUCCACCCUGCACCGAAACAUCCUCAGCAAUGACCUCAUUAAGAUCAUCUAUGUGGAUGGGAACACUCAGGCCCUGCUGGACACCGAGCUGCCUGGAGGAGACAAAGCUGAUGGGUCCAUGAUGGAUCCCCGUGUGGGCAUCCGCUCUGUGUGUAUCAGCCCCAAUGGACAGCAUCUAGCUUCUGGGGACCGUGUAGGCACGCUCAGAGUGCACGAGCUGCAGUCCCUGAGUGAGAUGCUAAAGGUGGAGGCCCAUGACUCAGAAAUUCUAUGCCUGGAGUACUCUAAGCCAGACACAGGUCUGAAGCUGUUGGCGUCAGCGAGCCGGGAUCGGCUCAUCCAUGUGCUAGAUGCUGGCCGUGAAUAUAGCCUGCAGCAGACGUUGGACGAGCACUCAUCCUCCAUCACUGCUGUCAAGUUUGCAGCCAGCGAUGGGCAAGUCCGCAUGAUCAGCUGUGGAGCAGACAAGAGCAUCUACUUCCGAACUGCACAGAAGUCCGGAGAUGGAGUACAGUUUACACGGACGCACCACGUGGUACGGAAGACGACCCUCUAUGAUAUGGAUGUGGAGCCCAGCUGGAAGUACACAGCCAUCGGCUGCCAGGACCGAAAUAUUCGGAUCUUCAACAUCAGUAGUGGGAAGCAGAAGAAGCUGUUUAAAGGAUCACAGGGUGAGGACGGCACUCUCAUUAAGGUGCAGACAGACCCCUCAGGGAUCUAUAUCGCCACCAGCUGUUCUGACAAGAACCUCUCCAUUUUUGACUUCUUCUCAGGCGAGUGUGUGGCCACCAUGUUUGGCCACUCAGAGAUUGUCACUGGCAUGAAGUUUAGUAAUGACUGCAAACAUCUCAUCUCUGUGUCAGGGGACAGCUGUAUAUUUGUGUGGCGCCUGAGCUCUGAGAUGACCAUCAGCAUGAGGCAGCGUCUGGCCGAGCUGCGCCAGCGUCAGCGAGGGGGCAAGCCACAAGGACCAUCUUCUCCCCAAAGGGCUGCGGGUCCCAACCGGCAUGAGGCCCCAUCGAUGCUGUCUCCUGGACCAGCUCUGUCAUCAGACAGUGACAAGGAGGGAGAAGAUGAAGGCACUGAAGAAGAAGAACUGCCAGCUCUUCCUAUCCUUGCCAAGGGUACCAAGAAAGAGCCAGCCUCAGUGCCUGGCCCAGUCCUGCCCCGAAGCCUGUCCCACUGGGAGAUGAGUCGGGCACAGGAGACGGUGGAGUUCCUGGCCCCAGCUCCUGUGGCCAAUCAAGGACCCAGAAGGAGGAGCCGCUGGGCUCAGCCAGGCGUGGAGCUGAGUGUCCGCUCCAUGCUGGACCUGCGGCAGCUGGAGACACUGGCCCCAAGCCCUCGAGACCGUAGCCAAGACUUGCUGGCCAUGACCCCGUCUUGCCCUGGGAAACAUGGUCAGCAGGUCCCUCCUGAGACCUCACAUGCUAGCCAGAAUGAAAAGCCCCCUCGGCAUCAGGCUUCCCAACCCUGUUCCUGCCCCCACAUUAUUCGAUUGUUGUCCCAAGAGGAAGGGGUCUUUGCCCAAGAUCUGGAGCCUGCACCCAUCGAAGAUGGUAUUGUCUACCCGGAGCCGAGUGACAGCCCCACCCUGGAUACCAGUGAGUUCCAGGUGCAGGCUCCAGCCCGAGGGACCCUGGGAAGAGUGUAUCCAGGCAGCAGGGCCUCCGAGAAGCACAGCCCUGACAGUGCCUGCUCUGUGGAUUAUAGUAGCAGCCGCCUUUCCAGCCCUGAGCACCCCAACGAAGACUCUGAGAGCACGGAGCCCCUGAGUGUGGAUGGCAUUUCCUCAGACCUUGAAGAGCCAGCCGAGGGUGAUGAGGAAGAGGAGGAAGAAGAGGGAGGCACUGGCUCCUAUGGGCUACAGGAAGGCAGUCCCCAUACUCCAGACCAGGAGCAGUUUCUAAAACAGCACUUUGAGACUCUGGCCAAUGGGGCUGCUCCAGGGGGCCCGGUCCGGGUACCAGAGAGGACAGAGUCUCGGAGCAUCUCUUCACGAUUCCUGUUGCAAGUGCAGACCCCCCCACUCAGGGAACUGUCUCCAUCUUCCUCAAGCCUGGCGCUGCCAUCGAGACCAGUCCAGAUGCUGCAGGCUUCGGGUGAGCAGCUGAGAGGCAGUGGUGCCAGUCCUCCAGGAGCACCCCCAGAGGCAGAGCCCUCCCCUGGAAAUGGUGGCCCCCAGCAAGCAGUUCCUGUGCUGUUGCCACGACGCCGUCUCAACCCGGAUAGCAGCUGGUCUCCCAAGAGAGUGGCUGCAGCCAGCCCCUUGGGUGGACUCCAGAAAGCCCAGUCUGUGCAGAGCCUGGUGCCACAAGAUGAGGCCCCUCCACCGGGCCCAUUGCUCUUACGGGAGAUGGAAGCCCACGCGGGCCUGCGCUCCCUGCCACAGGCUGAUGGCUGUCUUUCUCAGCCUCACUCCUACCAGAACCCCACCACCAGUUCCAUGGCCAAGAUCUCCCGCAGCAUCUCUGUUGGGGAGAACUUGGGGCUGGCAGCCGAACCUCAAGCUCCUGCUCCCAUUAGAGUCUCACCGCUCAGCAAGCUAGCCCUGCCCAGCCGGGCUCACCUGGUCCUGGACAUUCCAAAGCCACUGCCUGAUCGUCCUACCCUGGCCACAUUCUCACCUGUUACCAAGGGCCGGGCCCCUGGUGAGGUGGACUGGCCUGGCUCCCCAGCAGGCCUGGGAAAGGCUCACAGUACAUCUGAGAGGCGGGCCUGUUUGGGGGAGGGUGCCCCUCUCAAGCCUAGGACAGAGUGCCAGGCUCAGCCUGGGCCCAACAGCCCCUGUGGCCAGCAACUGCCGGUCAGCCCCCUCUUCCGAGGCCCUGAGAACUUGCAGUCCCCAACCCCUGAGAAGACUCCCAGCCCCAUGGAAUGCACCAGGCCAGGGGCAGCCCUGAGCCAGGAAUCAGAACCAGCAGUGAGCCUGGAGCAGUGCGAACAACUUGUGGCAGAGCUCCAGGGCAACGUACGCCAGGCUGUGCGGCUCUACCACUUGGUACGUGUUGGACGCCUACCACCGAGCACGCGGCAGGCACCAAGACAUGGUUUUGCUGAAUUUAAAUCCUGCCAUCGUCCAAGGGGCCUUGGGGACCUGUCACCACACUAA